CAACCCAGGACGAGAAAUUUGAAACUCGACUUCAGCUGAAUCCCAUAAGAUUUCCGAGUAAUUCAACAACGUCCGACAGAUUCUCGUCUGAUGUCGGUUCUGUUGAUUUCCGAUAGUUGAUCCAAUAGUCGGAAAACAUCGGCUGCAAGCUGAAUUCCAUACACACUUUUUGAAUUUAGAUCGAAAGUCUUAAAUCUAAAUUUAAAAGAGAGCGUCGUCCAUUUCAACAAACUUCCGAGCAAGUCCAACGAAUGAAACUGAAGCAUGGUAGCAACUAUGGUCGUCCCAUAAAAGGCAAUGAUAAUAUAACUGCACCCCGUCGUGAAAUUCCUAUUGAUUUUUGGAAUAAGAUAGAUCUUAAUGAUGAUCCUGAAGAUUUAGAUAAAAGUAUUCAAUUUAUGAAAAAAGAGUUGUUACAAGAAAAAGUAAAUUUUGAUGAAGUCAGAAUUGCGUGGAAAAAAACAUUGGUAGCAAGAAGAAAAUUUAUUCAAACUCAUACAACAAAAGAAGUGUCACAAGAGUUUCCUGGUUAUCAUCAUGUUCUAUUGAUUUUCGACGAGAUUCAAUACCUAUGUAAUGUUGAUAUUGAGUCAAAUUUAGAAAAUGCUUUGCCAAAAUUACUUGGUAUAAUACCUGAAAAUUCAGGUUUUGUAAAUGACAAUAAACAUUUUCAAGAUUCAUGGCAAUAUUUAUUACAAAAUAAAGAACUAGCGUGUGCUCGUUCAACUAUACAAGUAACAUCAGAUGACUUUAAUAUAUAUUUGGAGUUUAAUAUGAUCACUCAAACAAAAUCCAUAAAUCAAGCAUUAAGCAUUGUUAUUUCAUUAUAUGUUAUAUUCGAAUUACAAUUUGGUACGCGCAACCGAGUUAUUCAUUUAUUGUAUGGAAUAUUGCUGCAAGAGCCAAGCAUUCUUUCGAAACAAUUACGACUUACAUUAAAACAAUGGGAUUUUCAUAUUGAUAAAAAAGAACAUACAAGAAGUAUGCAACCUGUUACAACUGCUUCAACAAAUAAUAAUACACAAAGGGUGUGGGUGUGGGUGGAUAUGGGUGUGGAUGGAUAG
This is a messenger RNA of Rotaria sordida, 1064 nucleotides long. Lineage: Eukaryota; Metazoa; Rotifera; Eurotatoria; Philodinida; Philodinidae. The record is from the annotation of a GenBank genome assembly.